AGGGAUAACAUAAGUUGAGUCAACACCUAUGAUAUGCAAUAAGUCAUUUUUGUAUGAGCAAAAUCAGAUUUUACCAUAGUGCUGGUUCGACUAAGCAUGCGAACAAGCCAAUGACGAACGUAUCAAUCCCAAUGGGACUUUUAUGACGUAACAACCUUGAUCACAUCUGACUGCCUUCCUGCUUGACGAAAAGUAUUCAGAAGUAUAAAACGAGGGAAGGGUUGAAGGUAUAGUACGAGACGCUGACAGUUGAAGAAGCAACUGAGGUUUUGAACAGUGUUCGGUGACUUCUCCAGGAGAUACAGCCACAAAGCGUUUCAAGACCUUGGACAGCACCCAGUCGGUACCCGAGCAGAACAGCGGAUCAUUUUGGCAAAUGUAUAAAGCGAUGUUACAGAGGAACGGCUCCCAGCUCCUUUUUCUAAUAGCCCUGUGCAGUGUGCUAUAUUCCCGGACUCAGUGUUUGCCAUAUGCAUCUAUGAGACCUACGAGACACGCAGACGGUCUCUUUACUAGUGGAUACAGCAAACUUCUUGGACAGCUAUCGGCGCGGCGGUACCUGGAAUCCUUGAUCGGAAAGCGAGUCAGUGAUGACAUGAUGGAGGACCAGGUACCAGUGAAGCGCCACUCAGAUGCCAUUUUCACAGACAACUACAGUCGCUUCCGCAAACAGAUGGCUGUGAAGAAAUAUCUGAACUCGGUUCUGACAGGAAAGAGAAGUCAAGAAGACCCUCCCAUGCAAGAAGAAUCCAGAAGUGAGCCCUCGUUUCAAGAGAGCUAUGAUGACGUCAGCGUAGAUCACCUCCUCAAUAACUUCCAAUUGCCACUCUGAAGAAGACCCACUGGUGCGCCGACCUCAAUCGUCAACCUCAUCGAUCUGCCAUUCAAAACAAUAUUUAAGUUCUUCAACAACGGGCUAAAAGUCAUGUGUGGUUAUCUCUACAGUAUAAAGUGAAUGUUUAUAUUGUAUAUAAGUUAAACUAAAACAAAAAAUAUUGGUCUGAAGAUGUAGGCCACAGUAAAUAUUAUACAUGUCCACCUGGGAUUAGAUAGAUUUGCUUUGUCCAGGACUCUGUAAAUGGUAGUUGAAUAAAUGCAUUCUAAACAAGCUAUAUACUGCUAUAGAGUACCAUCAGCUUAAACAGAAGAGGACCACAUAUAGAGCGGCUAUGAUGCAUAUAAUCACUUUAUAUCCAUGUGGAUCAACGCUAUACCUUGUGCAAAAACUUACCUAGAGCAUUUAGUUCUGUGAAACCGUCCAACAAAUAAAAUAUGUCCAUUUAUUUUUCAAAGCUGAGUAAUUUUGUAAGUAAAUAUUUAUGUUGAUUAUUUAUUUUCAUGUAAAAAACAAACUUGUUGGGAAAAAAGGUAUUGCUAAGUUGCUUACAAAUUACGUUGCAAACUUAUAGUUGCACUCAACACGUGCUUUGAUGACCUGCUCAGCUAAAUGAAGAUGGGAAACAAAGACUAAUACAUUUGAUUUUAUGAAUAUCAACUUCAUAGCAUUUGAAAUGAAUUGAUCAGUUUCAUGUCAAUGUGACAAAUUAGCAUGUUAUUUGCUAUCAAAUCAGCACAACAGAGAAGAACUUGAAAGCAAUUACCUUCUCAGUCUCAGUUACACAGUGGAAAUAUUCAAACUAGAUAAUGGCAGGGAUCUCCUUUAAAAAAAAAUAUUAUUCCCUUCAAAGACAUGAGACAAAGCAUAGAAUAGCAGAUAAACAUUAACAUGAAUUUAUGUCAACAGACAUACUGUAGAUAAGUAUAUACUGUAUUUUAAUCAUGACAGUUAUGAGAGGACUGUGACAAAGAUGACUGAGAAAUUGUUUCCACAUAAUUAUUGGUACAUUUUCUGAACUAAUGUAACUUUGAAUAUAUUCAGUGAAUAAAAUGACGUAUACCU
Molecule: messenger RNA, 1900 nt
Organism: Oncorhynchus nerka (sockeye salmon)
Lineage: Eukaryota; Metazoa; Chordata; Actinopteri; Salmoniformes; Salmonidae
Gene: vip
Product: vasoactive intestinal peptide
Exons: 6
Coding region: 377-832 (151 amino acids)
Biological process (GO): phospholipase C-activating G protein-coupled receptor signaling pathway; negative regulation of potassium ion transport; adenylate cyclase-activating G protein-coupled receptor signaling pathway
Cellular component (GO): extracellular region; neuron projection
Molecular function (GO): peptide hormone receptor binding; neuropeptide hormone activity
Source: RefSeq, a predicted model, not a curated record